Molecule: messenger RNA, 497 nt
Organism: Rhipicephalus sanguineus (brown dog tick)
Lineage: Eukaryota; Metazoa; Arthropoda; Arachnida; Ixodida; Ixodidae
Product: H/ACA ribonucleoprotein complex subunit DKC1-like
Exons: 4
Coding region: 6-482 (158 amino acids)
Biological process (GO): box H/ACA sno(s)RNA 3'-end processing; rRNA pseudouridine synthesis; mRNA pseudouridine synthesis
Cellular component (GO): box H/ACA snoRNP complex
Molecular function (GO): RNA binding; pseudouridine synthase activity
Source: RefSeq, a predicted model, not a curated record
GCAACAUGGUGACCAUGCACGAUGUGCUGGACGCCCAGUGGCUAUUUGAGAACCACCGAGACGAGGAGUACCUGCGCCGAGCCAUCCAGCCUCUAGAACGCCUACUGGUCAGCCACAAGCGCAUUGUCAUGAAGGAUAGUGCGGUGAAUGCAGUGUGCUAUGGUGCCAAGGUAAUGCUGCCUGGAGUGCUGCGCUACGAAGAUGGCAUCGAGAUCAACGAGGAGGUCGUUGUCAUCACCACAAAGGGUGAAGCUAUCUGUCUUGGUAUUGCACUGAUGUCGACGUCUACCAUUGCCACGUGUGACCACGGCAUUGUAGCCAAAAUCAAGCGGGUUGUCAUGGAGCGGGACACUUACCCUCGCAAGUGGGGACUUGGACCAAAUGCACUGAAGAAGAAGCAGAUGAUCAAGGAUGGCAAGCUGGACAAGUACGGCCGACCCAAUGAGAACACGCCCAGUGGAUACGAGGAGGGAGCACCGUGAGUGCUGCCGUUCUCA